Maudiozyma saulgeensis is the source of this 768-nucleotide messenger RNA. The record is from the annotation of a GenBank genome assembly. NCBI's taxonomy places the organism in Eukaryota, Fungi, Ascomycota, Saccharomycetes, Saccharomycetales, Saccharomycetaceae.
AUGGAUUUCACUAAACCAGAGACAGUUUUCAAACUGGAAAAUAUUAGAAAUGAAUUGGUGAAAAUGGAAGAUUCUAUUAUUUUCCAAUUCAUUGAAAGGUCACAUUUCCCAACCAAUGGCAAUGUUUACAUUGAAAACAAUACAAAACUUCCGUUGGGUGAUUUUGAUGGUUCUUUCUUAGACUGGGCUUUAAUGCACCUAGAAAUUACUGAAUCACAAUUGAGAAGAUUCGAAUCGCCAGAUGAAACUCCAUUCUUUCCAGAUAAAAUUUUAAGUUCAAUACUACCAAGUAUUAACUUUCCUCAAAUUUUGGCACCAAGUGCAGAAAAUGUAAAUUAUAAUAAUAAAAUUAAAGGCGUCUACAUCAAAGAAAUUGUUCCAUUAAUUUCAAAAUAUGAUGGUGAUGAUGCUAAUAACUAUGGUUCUGUUGCUAUGACAGAUAUACAAUGUUUACAAAGUCUGAGUAGAAGAAUUCAUUUUGGUAAAUUUGUUGCCGAAGCAAAGUUUAGAUCAGAUGAAGAGUUGUACACAAAAUUAAUUAAAGAGAGAGAUAUUGAUGGUAUUAUGAAACACAUUACAAAUUCUGCCGUCGAAGAAAAGAUUCUUCAGAGAUUGACCACCAAAGCAGAGGUAUACGGUGUUGAUCCAACUAAUAAAGAGAGUCAAAGAAAAAUUACACCUGAGUAUCUAGUAAAAAUCUAUAAAGAAUUUGUUAUUCCUUUAACCAAAGAAGUUGAAGUUGAAUAUUUACUAAGAAGAUUGGAUUGA